Molecule: messenger RNA, 2700 nt
Organism: Chrysochloris asiatica (Cape golden mole)
Lineage: Eukaryota; Metazoa; Chordata; Mammalia; Afrosoricida; Chrysochloridae
Gene: ARHGEF26
Product: Rho guanine nucleotide exchange factor (GEF) 26
Exons: 16
Coding region: 67-2700 (877 amino acids)
Biological process (GO): activation of GTPase activity
Molecular function (GO): guanyl-nucleotide exchange factor activity; protein binding
Source: RefSeq, a predicted model, not a curated record
UCAGAAUCCAGCUCAGGCUAAAGUAGCGGGGUGCUGUUCUCCCGGACUGGUGCCCGAGGCCCAGCUAUGGACGGCGAGAGCGAAGUAGACUUUUCUAGCAAAAGCCUAACCCCUUUGUGGCGGAGGAGAUCGACCCCCCAGCCUCAGUUGCUGGCCAGGAGCAAGCCGAGGCCCCAGUCAUACCAGAGUCCCAGCGGGCUGCUCAUCACUGAUUUUCCGGUGGAGGACAGAGGGACGCUCCCCGCGACGCAAACUCCCGCUCAGUUGCCCACUGCCUCGGAGAGUAGGACAGUCCAGAAGAGCCCCCAGCUUCUGUGCACCAAUAGGAGGCCAAUGGCCAACGGGAGGACUGUCUUAUCGGAAUACAGGGCUGUUUCUCCCCGACUCCGACAGCCCAAGUCACCCCAGCCCCCCAAGCCGACCUCGGGUGGCUCCCCGAAACUCCCAGCUAAUGGUAUAGUGACCUCUCCUGCACCGCAGCCGCCACUGCUGCACCCCCAGCGAACUCCUAACGCUCCUGUCCCUUGCAGUCCCGAGGAGGACCCGACUGGGCUGACCGCCAUCCGUGAGCCGUCAACCGCUGCAAAUGGGCUUGCCCCUAAUAACCACUCUGCUGGUUCCUGUUCUCAAACCGUUCAGAUGGCUCAGGACCCGGAACGGGGAUCCUCAAAGCUCUCUCCUUCGCCUCAGAAAAGGUCUUCAGAGCAAAAACUCCCCCUCCAAAGGCUGCCCUCACCAGAGAAUGAACUCCCAGAGAAUCCUUCAGUGGUUUUGAGUACAAACAGCCCCGCAGCCCUCAAAGUGGGGAAGCAGCAGAUCAUUCCAAAGGGCCUGGCCUCGGAAAUUAAAAUAAGUAAAUCCAACAGCCAGAAUGUGGAGCCUCACAAGAGAGUCUUUAAGGUGCGCAGCAUGGUAGAGGGCCUUGGCCCACCCUUCGGCCACGCAAGGGAUGAGGGUGAGGCGGAGAACGACCUGGACAGUCCUGGGUCUUUGCGGAGAGGCUUGCGGUCCACGUCCUAUCGCCGAGCCGUGUUCAGUGGCUUUGAUUUUGACAGCCCUAACAGCUCGAAGAAGAAGAACAGAAUGUCCCAGCCAGUUCUGAAAGUAGUGGUGGAAGACAAGGAGAAGUUUUCCAGUCUUGGAAGGAUAAAGAAAAAAAUGCUGAAAGGACAAGGAACAUUUGAUGGGGAAGAAAAUGCAGUCCUGUAUCAGAACUAUAAAGAAAAGGCUCUUGACAUUGACUCUGAUGAAGAGUCAGAACCCAAAGAACAGAAGUCAGAUGAAAAAAUUGUGAUCCCCCAUAAGCCGCUGAGAUCCACAUGGAGCCAGCUCUCUUUGGUGAAAAGAAAUGGACUAUCUCAGACAGUUAGCCAGGAGGAAAGAAAGAGGCAAGAGGCCAUCUUUGAAGUCAUAUCCUCUGAACAUUCAUAUUUACACAGCUUGGAGAUACUGAUACGAAUGUUUAAAAAUUCUAAAGAACUGAGUGACACAAUGACCAAAACAGAGAGUCACCAUCUUUUCUCCAACAUUACAGAUGUCUGUGAGGCAAGCAAAAAAUUCUUUACAGAGUUGGAAGCGAGACAUCAGAAUAAUAUCUUCAUUGAUGAUAUAAGUGACAUUGUAGAAAAACACACAGCAUCCACAUUUGACCCAUAUGUGAAAUACUGUACAAAUGAAGUCUAUCAACAGCGGACCCUGCAGAAAUUAUUAGCCACCAACCCAUCUUUUAAGGAAGUCUUAUCACGAAUUGAGACCCAUAAAGACUGCAGGAACUUACCCAUGAUCUCCUUUCUCAUUCUCCCCAUGCAGAGGGUGACCCGCCUCCCCCUGCUGAUGGACACCAUCUGUCAAAAAACAUCUAAGGACUCUCCAAAGUACGAAGUCUGCAAAAGGGCCUUAAAGGAAGUAAGCAAGUUGGUUCGACUGUGCAACGAAGGAGCCCGGAAGAUGGAAAGGACUGAGAUGAUGUACACAAUUAACUCCCAGUUGGAAUUUAAGAUUAAGCCCUUUCCUCUAGUCUCCUCUUCCCGGUGGUUGGUAAAGAGAGGUGAAUUGACUGCCUACGUAGAAGAUACUGUGCUUUUCUCAAAAAGGACAUCCAAACAGCAAGUCUACUUCUUUCUCUUUAACGAUGUUCUCAUUAUCACCAAGAAGAAGAGUGAAGAAAGCUACAACGUCACUGAUUAUUCUUUAAGGGAUCAGCUACUGAUCCCUUUUGACAACGGACAAUCUUUUGACAACGAAGAGCUAAAUUCUUCUCCAGGGAAGAACAGUUCCACAAUGCUUUAUUCAAGACAGAGCUCUGCCAAUCACCUCUUCACUCUGAGAGUACUUAGUAACCAUGCAAACGAGAAAGUGGACAUGCUGCUAGGGGCUGAGACACAGAGUGAGCGAGCCCGCUGGAUUACCGCCCUGGGACAAAGCAGCCUGAAGCAGCCUCCUGACCGAACCUCACUGACACAGGUGGAAAUCAUUAGAUCGUUUACUGCCAAGCAGCCCGAUGAACUCUCCCUUCAGGUGGCAGAUGUGGUCCUCAUUUAUCAGCAAGUCAGUGAUGGUUGGUAUGAAGGAGAACGGCUUCGAGACGGAGAAAGGGGCUGGUUUCCUAUGGAAUGUGCCAAGGAGAUAACAUGUCAGGCUACAAUUGAUAAGAAUGUAGAGAGAAUGGGACGUCUGCUAGGCCUGGAGACCAACGUGUAG